Messenger RNA from Cyclopterus lumpus (lumpfish), 1218 nucleotides. It is a transcript of the gene foxa1, whose product is annotated as forkhead box A1. The transcript is spliced from 2 exons. The coding region runs from base 1 to 1218 and encodes 405 amino acids. Gene Ontology annotation, biological process: cell differentiation; anatomical structure morphogenesis; regulation of transcription by RNA polymerase II. Gene Ontology annotation, molecular function: RNA polymerase II cis-regulatory region sequence-specific DNA binding; DNA-binding transcription factor activity, RNA polymerase II-specific; transcription factor binding. The record is from RefSeq and is a predicted model, not a curated record. Lineage: Eukaryota; Metazoa; Chordata; Actinopteri; Perciformes; Cyclopteridae.
AUGCUCGGCACGGUGAAGAUGGAAGGGCACGAGGCUCCGGACUGGAGCGGAUACUACAGCGAGGAGGUUUACUCUCCGAUGACGGGCGGUGGGAUGGGUUCUGGUCUCGGGAUGGGCUCCAUGUCGGGCUACAUGUCAGGCAGUGGGACUACGUCAGGCUCCUUCAACAUGUCGUACAGUGGGAACGGUCUGAGCCCCGCCCCAGCGGGGGGAAUGUGUGGCCCGGCUCCAGCAGCGAUGUCGGGUCUGGGUGGUGGCGUGGCCUCGAUAGGUGGGACUCUGAGCCCGUCCAGUAUGAGCUCAGUGUCAGCCCAGCAGGCCUCAAUGGGUCUGAACCCGUACGGGGGUAUGAGCCCCACCAUGAGCCCCGGCAUGGCGUAUGGCGGUGGUGGGCUGAACCGAGGCCGCGACAACAAGGGGUUCAGACGCAGCUACCCGCACGCCAAGCCGCCCUACUCCUACAUCUCUCUCAUCACCAUGGCCAUCCAGCAGGCGCCCAGCAAGAUGCUGACGCUGAGCGAGAUCUACCAGUGGAUCAUGGACCUGUUCCCGUACUACCGGCAGAACCAGCAGCGCUGGCAGAACUCCAUCCGGCACUCGCUGUCCUUCAACGACUGCUUCGUCAAGGUGUCGCGCUCGCCGGACAAACCGGGGAAGGGCUCGUACUGGACCCUGCACCCGGACUCUGGCAACAUGUUCGAGAACGGCUGCUACCUACGACGCCAGAAGAGGUUCAAGUGCGAGAAGAAGAUGCCGACGAAAACUGAUGGCAGAAAGGAGCAGGGGGGAGGAGCGUCCCCCUGUGGGGACUCCAGCAAACCUCCAGGACUCCUGGACUCCUCCCUGCCCUCCUCCAGCCAGGCGCCGUCGCCCCCUGGUCUGGACCUGCGAGGAAGCAUCGGCGGGCUGUCGGACUUGAAGGUGUCUGGCUCCCAGCUGCUGUCCUCCCUGUCGUUACCCCCCCACUCCAUGGCGCAUGAGUCCCAACUGCACCUCAAAGGAGACCCCCACUACUCCUUCAACCACCCCUUCUCCAUCAAUAACUUAAUGUCGUCCUCAGAGCAGCAGCACAAACUGGACCUGAAGGCCUAUGAGGCGCUGCAGUACUCCUCCUACAGCGCUGGGGGUGCCUCCGGUCUUGGGGGGAGGACCAUGGAGACCCUGGAGGCCUCUUACUACCAGGGGGUGUAUCCCAGACCGCUCCUCAACACUUCCUAG